AAUUCACAAUUUAGCGAAGUUAGCCAGUGUCAUGGAGAGGCGAAUAAUGCUGGUUAUGAAAUUGAUACCGAACACCGAGCCAUAUGAUUGAAAUGUGCGGAAGUUUCCACUUGUCGUUUCAAUUAGACAAGUGUAUCUGAGGGCCCUACAAAGCCGUCAACAGCACGCAACAUUGCCACAGUCGUGCCACAGCCAACGGCAACGUCAAAUCGUUGCCAAUUUUGUUAAGAGUUAGCCAAACAAAAAAAAAAAAAAAAAACAUUUAAUUGAAUUGAAUUCACAGUUAAGCCUUGUUGGAGAACAUGACGCUGGAACAGGAGCAAUUGAUGCCGCCGCCAUUGGCUUUUCAGCCUGGUAUGGCCAUCAUUUGCAAGGACAUGGAUAAGACACAGCUGGAGAGCAACAACAACAACAACAACAACAGCAAACAGAACAAACAUAAAUCACAUAAACACAAAGAGGACAGUCUACCGCUAGGUGAACGCCAUUUGGCGGUACUGCGCCAGGAGCUGAUGGUACUGCUAGGCAACAGUGGUGUCCUGGGAUCCGGCAUGGUCGUCAGCAUGCCAUCGGUGACCCUCAAUCUAUUGACAGAUCCCACGCAACGCUUCUGGAUGAACAAGGAUGAGGCUAGCUGGUUUGCUUCAUUCCAGAACAUGGCCUGUCCGAUAGGUGGACUGUUGGUUAGCUUCUUCCUGGAUCGCAUUGGACGCAGAUACACAAUAUUAUUGACAAAUCUGAUAGGUCUAAUUGGCUGGCUGCUGCUGGCGACAAGUUUUCUGCACGAGAAUCGAGAUUAUAUAUAUGCCCAGAUGCUGGUGGGACGUGCCUUUGGUGGCAUGAUGAUUGGCAUGUUUGUCUCCCCCGUUGGCGUCUAUUCCGCGGAGAUAAGCUUACCCCGGAUACGGGGAAGACUGAUAUUGGGCACCUCCAUAGGCUUGGCCUCCGGCAUUCUUCUCAUGUAUGUGCUGGGCUACUUUAUACGGCACAAUUUUGUGCUUAUAGCGAGCAUUAGCUGUGCCUAUCAACUGGCGGCCACGUUGAUGGUGUUGCCCAUGCCAGAGUCACCCAGUUGGUUGCUCCAAAAGGGACAGAACGAGCGGGCGCGAAGAUCCCUGCGCUACUUCCGUGGACUGCGACGAAAAGGUGACGACAUUGUGCCGGAGUUUGAGGAGGAGUUGACGCAGAUGAAGAUGACGGCGGACAACAGUCGCGAUACGGCGGCCAGUGAGUCCAUUGGCCAGGCCAUCAGACGUCCCGAGGUGUACAAGCCGCUGCUGAUGAUGAUUGGCUUCUUUGGCUUCCAGCAGGCGUGUGGCGUUGUGGUCAUCAUUGUGUAUGCGGUGCAGAUUGCUCAGACAGCUGGUGUCACCAUCGAUCCGGUGCUCGUUGCCGUCAUGCUGGGCGUGGCACGCAUCAUUACCACCUUCUUUAUGAGCAGCAUUUUCGAGAAAUGGGGCAGAAGACCGUCGGGGAUUUUCUCAGCCACCGGCAUGGGAUUCUGUAUGCUGCUUCUGGCCGCUGGUGGUUGGUUUCCCGCCACAGUGGGCACCUUGUCCUGGCUGCCAGUUGUGUGCAUUGUGUCGCAUAUUGUCUUCUCCACAAUGGGCAUGCUGACGCUGCCGUUCAUCAUGAUUUCGGAGGUGUUUCCGCAGAGUGUGCGCGGCAGUGCAUCUGGAAUUUCUGUAUUCUUUGGCAUGAUCUUGGCCUUUGUCAUGCUCAAGAUCUAUCCCAAUAUGGAGGCCUGGCUGGGAGUGGCCAAUCUGUUUGCCUUCUAUGCCAUUGUCUCGUUUCUGGCCGCCGUCUUCAUCUACAGCUUUGUGCCGGAGACACGAGGACGCACUCUGGUCGAGAUCGAGGAACAUUGGCGCAUGGGCAGACGGGGCAGAAGAGAGGCUCGAGCUUCGGCUUCGGCUUCGGCUGCAGUUCCCACUCAUUUAAAGGAUGUCGAGCUGCAUGAGAUGUUCCUCAAGAAGUAAUCGUAGCGAGCAGCUUUUGAGAGAAUGCUAUCUGUGAUGUCUUAAGUACUUACCAUAUUUAGCCCUGCCCAAAUGGCAAAUAAUCCAAUAAACAAAUCUUUAAUAAAUAACUAAAUAAAUUCAAAAAGUA
Messenger RNA from Drosophila innubila, 2109 nucleotides. RefSeq names its product facilitated trehalose transporter Tret1-2 homolog. Gene Ontology annotation, molecular function: sugar transmembrane transporter activity. Gene Ontology annotation, cellular component: membrane. The coding region runs from base 303 to 1979 and encodes 558 amino acids. Gene Ontology annotation, biological process: carbohydrate transport; transmembrane transport. NCBI's taxonomy places the organism in Eukaryota, Metazoa, Arthropoda, Insecta, Diptera, Drosophilidae. The record is from RefSeq and is a predicted model, not a curated record. The transcript is spliced from 3 exons.